Molecule: messenger RNA, 1386 nt
Organism: Arachis ipaensis
Lineage: Eukaryota; Viridiplantae; Streptophyta; Magnoliopsida; Fabales; Fabaceae
Product: DNA-binding protein BIN4-like
Biological process (GO): DNA endoreduplication; chromosome organization
Cellular component (GO): DNA topoisomerase type II (double strand cut, ATP-hydrolyzing) complex; nucleus
Molecular function (GO): double-stranded DNA binding
Source: RefSeq, a predicted model, not a curated record
GUCGUUUGGUCUCUUAUGAUGCAGGAGACAUAGAGGAAAGGAAGAUUGGCAUUGAUUCAAACAAUGACAUGCAUUUCGAGCGUAAAGAAUCUGUUUAUCGAAUUUUGAAUCUGUCAUCAGAUUCUGAGUCGUGCCUUGAUCGUAGCCCCAAAAAGGAAAUUCGUAACAAUCAGGUGGAAAGCUCUCAGCAACAAAUACCUCAAUUGAUUAGUGAAGAAGCUAAGGAUAAAAUUAUCCUUGGCAAUGAUGGAAAGUCUCCAUGCAGAAAGGGUUCAAAAGGAAAGUCUUCUCAGAAACCAAUUCAGGUAGAAGAAGAUCAUUCACCAGUGAAAGGGAAGAAAACAAAGGGCAGUGCAAAGGAGAGAGGUAGUGGUGGAGAUCUGGAGGCUGAGGAGGAAGAAACUUGUGAAAAGCUCAUUAAGACAAAUGUCUCCUCUUCAAGGCUGCCUUUGGUGCUUUCUGAGAAAGUUCAACACACAAAGGCUCUUGUUGAGUGCCAAGGUGACUCCAUAGAUCUCAGUGGUGAUGUGGGAGCUGUAGGCCGGGUUAUAAUUUCAGAUUCUGCAUCCAGAGAUCAGGAAAUGCAGUUAGACUUGAAAGAAACUAUAUACAAAACAUCUAUAGUUCCUUGCCGGACAUUUUGUGUGGUUAGCUUUGGACAGUCCGAGGUAAAGAUAGAGGCCAUUAUGAAUGACUUCAUACAGUUGGAGCCACAAUCUAAUGUAUAUGAAGCUGAAACUAUGGUUGAAGGGACACUAGAUGGUUUUGCCUUUGAUUCAGAUGAGGAAGCUGGCAAGAUGCCGAAGGGCACCCAAACUGAUCAAAAUGAGCAUGCUAAGGAACAAACUCACAGUAAAUCCAAAGGGAAGGGUGACAAGAAAAUAGGUGCUGAAAAGAAAAGAGGUAGAAGUACUGGAGGAAAACCACAACCUAAGACAGUAAAGAAAAUAGCUCCAAAAAAAGCUCCAAAUUCUAAGAAGGCAAAGACGAAGAAUUGAGUCGAAGAAGUGUUCCAUUGUAUAUGUUGUAAACCUAUACUCAAUCCUUGGGUUAAAAGUACUAGUUGAUGAAAUACUUUGCCCAUGUCAGAGAUAAUAACAUUAAAACAGCUGCCAUUGGAGGUCUUAUCAACAAAUCCACCCCAGAAGAAUUGGAUACUUUUAUGAUUGGUGAAUGAGUUCUUAUCAAAUCCUUCUUACAUGUUCCUGUUUCCAUAAUACUCACAUUGUAGUUUCUUUUCCAUUGAAUUAUUAUUUGUUAUCUCUGCUUUUAGUUUACUUGUAUUAGCUGGCUAAUAUAAUUUUUGAAAUAUUACUUUGUUAACUAAAUUUCUGCCAAACAUGGGAGAAUGAAUUUCAAGAUUCUAAUUUUCCUGAUUACAUUGAC